GAUUUCAUGUUAAGAAAAAUCUGAUCUCCAUUUGACAUGGCAUGGUGUAAAUUGACAGUAAAGAUGUGCUGAAAGAUGAAUGUCACAUGGAUAGAAGUAGCCAGGAUGUUCGAACUUUAUGGCAAAAAGUCUGGAGCCAAGAUACGAACUAAGCGAAGUAACAGUAAGCAUCUGCAGUUCGAUCAGUAUGUUGACUACACCACGUUGAUGGGUAUGAUGAGUCAGAUAGUGGAGAAGGACAAGGAGGUGGCUCGUGUGGUGCACCUCACUCCGCGGACCGCUCAGAACCGCAGCAUUGUGGCGCUCGAGCUGCAGAGCGAUAGGCAGAGCAAGAAACCUGGUAUUCUUAUUAUAGGAGCUCUUAAUGCUAUGGCUUGGGGAGCACCCAACGCAAUAAUGGAGCUAGCUGACAGGCUGCUAUAUGACUCUAACUAUCAAACGCCGUACUUCAAUGACUAUGAUUGGUACCUGAUACCUAUGGCGAACCCUGACGGCUUGGAGUUCAGCAAAGGUCUGCGUCAACUGCCCCCAGUAGACGCGACUAUGUGGUCUCGCAAUGUCACCGCUAGGUUCAAGACACGGCCGACGGUGUGGCAUAAGAAUAUAGAUACCGAAGCAUCUGAUGUGUGCUUUGGCACUAAUAUAAAUCGCAACUUCGCUUUCCAUUGGCAAGAUGACGUUCACAAGAUGCCGGAACGUUGCUCGCAAUACUACCCAGGCACCAAGCCGUUUUCAACAGCAGAAGCGCAAGCGUUGCGAGCGUACCUUGAAAAGAUGGGUGACGUCAUCGAUUUAGCUAUACAUUUACAUGCAAGCUUUGUUCCUAAAAAGGAGUACAUACUAUUUCCCUGGCGGUACUCUACACGUUUGCCAAGCAACUUCCGCACGUUACAAGCUAUUGGUGAAUAUUCGGCGAGACACGCACGGCUUCCUGAUGGACGAUUGUAUGAGGUUCACCAAAGCAGCAACGACAACCGCGUUGCCGGGUCCAUCAGCGACUACGUGUCGGGCGUGGUUGGCACUGACCUCGUCUACCUCAUUAAACCCUACUACCCACAGUUCCCCAACUACACCGAUAGCAAAAUCAUAGAGGUGUACGCGAAGAAGGCGAUAACAGCCAUCCUGAGCCUCGUCCGAGGUUGGCGCAGCAGUACCAAGCUAAACACACUCUACUUCUUUGGCAAGGAAGUGGAAUUUUAAA
Molecule: messenger RNA, 1201 nt
Organism: Pectinophora gossypiella (pink bollworm)
Lineage: Eukaryota; Metazoa; Arthropoda; Insecta; Lepidoptera; Gelechiidae
Product: carboxypeptidase B-like
Exons: 8
Coding region: 76-1200 (374 amino acids)
Biological process (GO): proteolysis
Molecular function (GO): zinc ion binding; metallocarboxypeptidase activity
Source: RefSeq, a predicted model, not a curated record